Messenger RNA from Anolis carolinensis (green anole), 1474 nucleotides. RefSeq names its product DIM1 rRNA methyltransferase and ribosome maturation factor (gene dimt1). The coding region runs from base 282 to 1211 and encodes 309 amino acids. Gene Ontology annotation, biological process: rRNA methylation. The transcript is spliced from 12 exons. Gene Ontology annotation, cellular component: nucleolus. NCBI's taxonomy places the organism in Eukaryota, Metazoa, Chordata, Lepidosauria, Squamata, Anolidae. The record is from RefSeq and is a predicted model, not a curated record. Gene Ontology annotation, molecular function: rRNA (adenine-N6,N6-)-dimethyltransferase activity.
CUAGAAGGAGGGCCCAAAUUUGCUCAGGCCUGGUAUAUAGACUCAUAUCAUGCAGCUUAAUUGCUUAACAUUUAGAUUCCAUAGCAUUGAUCCGUGGCUUAAAGGGUAGGUGCCCCUUUAAGGAAUUCGAGCGCUAUCCUUCUCUGGGGGUUGUAGUCCUCAAAAGGUUGCUCUGCGUUGAACGAGGCGCCAGGGAAACUACCUUUCCCGGCAGCCUUUGCGCGCGCCGCCACCGCCUCCUCCAUCGGAAGCAUUCCCUGCGAGAAAGAGAGAGAGACACGAUGCCGAAAGUCAAGACGAAGCCCCGUUCUGGGAAGCCGAAGCGAGAAGGCAAAGCACCAGUAUCUGGCAUCAGAUUCAACACAGGAUUGGGUCAACAUAUCUUGAAGAAUCCCCUCAUUGUUAACAGCAUCAUAGAGAAGGCUUCCUUGUAUCCUACAGAUGUGGUUCUAGAGGUUGGCCCAGGCACUGGUAACAUGACAGUAAAAAUGUUGGAAAAGGUGAAAAGGGUAGUUGCCUGUGAGGUUGAUGUAAAGCUUGCUGGGGAACUUCAGAAAAGAGUGCAGGGCACACCUUUGGCUAACAAACUUGAAAUAAAGAUUGGAGAUGUAUUAAAAAGUGACCUGCCAUUUUUUGACGCUUGUGUAGCUAAUUUGCCUUAUCAAAUUUCUUCUCCUUUUGUUUUUAAGCUGUUGUUGCAUCGGCCUUUCUUCAGGUGUGCAGUUCUUAUGUUCCAAAGAGAAUUUGCUCUUCGUUUGGUUGCAAAACCUGGCUCUCCUUUAUAUUGCAGACUCUCUGUUAAUACUCAGUUAUUAGCCCGUGUUGACCACUUGAUGAAAGUUGGAAAAAAUAAUUUUAAACCACCUCCCAAAGUUGAAUCCAGUGUUGUGAGGAUAGAACCAAAAAACCCUCCACCACCAAUCAAUUUUCAGGAGUGGGAUGGCCUGCUAAGGAUAGUUUUUGUCAGGAAAAAUAAGACGCUUGCUGCAGUUUUCAAUUCAACUGCUGUGAAACGAUUACUGGAACAAAAUUACCGAAUUCACUGUUCCCAGAAUAACUUGGAAAUUCCUGAAAAUUUCAAUAUUGGAAAUCUCAUUCAUGAAAUUCUAAAAGACACCGGUUACUCAGAAAAACGUGCACGAGUAAUGGAUAUUGAUGAUUUCAUCAGUGUUCUACAUGGCUUCAAUUCAAAAGGCAUCCACUUUUCCUGAAAGGAAUGAGAUUGAAGAUGACAAAGAGAAGAAUGUUUUAUAAAUAAAACAGCACCAUAAUGUCAUUCAUAAGGAAUGAGAGAUUUAUAUUUAUCAUGAAGGUUCAUUCCUGGAUGGAAUGGAGAAGCAAUGCAUUUAUACCAUAUGGAUUACUCCUCCAUGCCAUCCAGAGAAUAUAAAUUGCUCUGACUUAGCACAUUCAGAUGUUUUAAAUAAUCAAAUUAUGUGAAAUGGAUUCUUGAAUAUAAAGGCCAGCUAUUGCA